Messenger RNA from Lindgomyces ingoldianus, 255 nucleotides. RefSeq lists its product as uncharacterized. The record is from RefSeq and is a predicted model, not a curated record. The coding region runs from base 1 to 255 and encodes 84 amino acids. The transcript is spliced from 2 exons. Lineage: Eukaryota; Fungi; Ascomycota; Dothideomycetes; Pleosporales; Lindgomycetaceae.
AUGCUCUCAUUCGACCGUGGCCCAACACUUCCACGGCCCGGCUGGCCCUGGAUUCGGCUGCAAACGCUUGCAACGUGCAACGUGCCCGCGUCUGUGUCGGCCGCGGUGUUCUGGUUCCAAUUCCGACAUGCAAAUUCCAAUAUCAUGACUAACCAGCUUACUUAUCACCGUCAUAAUUACAUUCCCUGCUGCGGGCACAUAAAGCCUGCCGCCUCCAACCGCGAUCACCAAUAUAUCAACCCUCUACAUUCCUAA